UUAUGACUAAAAUGAAGGAACAAACAGACAUCUUCCAAAAAUACCUUGAAAGAUACGUCUUCAAGGUUCCUUGCGACGCCAUCGUCGCUGUCAUGAGUCAACAAGUCCCCAUAUCCAGAAAAGAUACAAUGAACGUCGCCCCCUACAACUCUCGAGCUCUGUUUAAUGACCUGUUGCUCGAUGAGCCCACCGAGCGCAUCUCGCCACUUGAACCAGGUCGAGUCGAACAAGAAUGUGAAUCCACUUCCUCAUUCAUUCCACAAGCAACGGCCCAAAACUCGGAACAACCUGCAGCCACCUCUUCCACACAUCCCGCUCAAGAUCACCUGCCGCAACUCCAACUCAGCCUUCAAAAAGCUGAAUAUUUCAAUCACCAGCUUCUAAAGUGUGUACAAGAACAUCAAGCCUACUUAGAAACAUUAGAAAAAAUAUGGUUCCACCUAAAUCUGCUAGGCGGAUCUGUCGAUGCUACCAACUUAGAAGACCAAAUCCGGCACCUGAUCGAGGAAUCUCAAAACAACUACGACAUGUUCAACCAGAUUGAAUCCAGAAUUCAGCGGUACAAAGAGUCAUGCUCCACGCCCUCCAAAUAA
This is a messenger RNA of Schistocerca gregaria, 593 nucleotides long. RefSeq lists its product as uncharacterized. The record is from RefSeq and is a predicted model, not a curated record. The coding region runs from base 3 to 593 and encodes 196 amino acids. NCBI's taxonomy places the organism in Eukaryota, Metazoa, Arthropoda, Insecta, Orthoptera, Acrididae. The transcript is spliced from 2 exons.